AGCAUGCAUAGAAGCGGUGGGAAAAGAGUUUGCCUUGCAAGAUAAGAAUAUGAAAAUUACAAAUACUUUACAUUAUUGUGCUAAUUAUCUCAAGGAUUGUUCUUAUUUUGCCGUAAAGUACUCACCUGAACAAAUACAAAAUAUUAUCAACAUAGCUACUUCAACAUCAAAAAAAU
This is a messenger RNA of Dentiscutata heterogama, 176 nucleotides long. Lineage: Eukaryota; Fungi; Glomeromycota; Glomeromycetes; Diversisporales; Gigasporaceae. The record is from the annotation of a GenBank genome assembly.